ACAGACACGGUGACACCAACCAGACACCGGUAUUUUUCUUUGGAAGUUCCGUCCAGUGUCUUCACUCUGUCAAACUGUAAAACAAGCAAAAAGGUGGUGCUCUCCCCGCUCUCUGCGCAGCAAAAAUCUCAUUCAGCGAAACAUGGAGAGCUUUGCCCUCCACUCUCUCUCCACCUCCGCCUCCCCUUCCUUCUCUCUCCUCCACCACCGCUCCCGCCCCAUCUCCAAAUCCCCGCCGUUCCUUCUCCCCGGCCACACCCUACCCCGCUCCUUCCGCACCACCAUCCGAUCCUCCUCCUCUAUCUUCCCCCCAUCGCCGAAGCUCUCCCUCGGCUUGAAACCUCGCCUCCCACCCAUCCACGCCUCCUCUUCCACAAAUUCACCAUCCCCACCUCGUCCACUAGGCGUCAAGCCCAUCCCUUUCCUCAUCUCAAUCUCCGUCGGCCUCAUUGUGCAGUUCCUCGUCCCCAAACCCCCUGAAGUCUCUCCCCAGGCAUGGCAAUUGCUCUCCAUUUUCAUCUCGACCAUCGCCGGCCUCGUCCUCAGCCCCCUGCCCGUCGGCGCCUGGGCCUUCCUCGGCCUCACGGCCUCCGUCGUGACUAAAACCCUGUCCUUCUCCUGCGCCUUCUCCGCCUUCACCAACGAGGUCAUCUGGCUCAUCGUCAUCUCCUUCUUCUUCGCCCGCGGCUUCGUCAAGACUGGCUUGGGCGAUAGGAUCGCCACCUACUUCGUCAAAUGGCUGGGCAAGAGUACCUUGGGGUUGUCCUACGGAUUGACGAUCAGCGAGGCGCUCAUCGCCCCGGCGAUGCCAAGCACCACGGCGAGGGCCGGCGGCGUCUUCUUGCCAAUAAUCAAGUCUUUGUCGCUAUCGGCGGGGAGUAAACCGGGCGAUCCGUCGGCGAAAAAGCUCGGGUCUUAUCUCGUGCAGUCCCAAUUUCAGGCUGCAAGUAACUCUAGUGCUCUUUUCCUAACUGCUGCAGCUCAAAACCUGCUUUGCCUCAAAUUAGCCGAGGAACUUGGUGUGAUAAUUUCAAGCCCUUGGGUUUCUUGGUUCAAUGCUGCUAGUUUACCAGCACUUGUCUCUCUCCUAGCUACUCCGCUGGUCCUGUACAAGCUAUAUCCACCUGAAACCAAAGACACCCCUGAUGCACCUGCCAUGGCUGCAAAGAAACUAGAGAACAUGGGUCCUGUAACAAGGCAUGAGUGGGUGAUGGUUGGUACAAUGCUUCUUGCAGUCUCUUUAUGGGUCUUUGGAGAGGCUCUUGGUAUAGCAAGUGUUGUAGCUGCAAUGAUAGGCUUAUCAAUACUCCUUUUGUUGGGAGUCCUUGAUUGGGAUGACUGCUUAAGUGAAAAAUCAGCAUGGGAUACCUUGGCUUGGUUUGCCGUUCUAGUGGGUAUGGCAGGCCAAUUGACAAACCUUGGUAUUGUGACCUGGAUGUCUGAUUGUGUGGCCAAGUCCCUUCAAUCUUUCUCCUUGAGUUGGCCUGCUGCACUUGGUGUUCUUCAGGCCUCUUACUUCUUCAUCCACUACCUCUUUGCAAGUCAAACAGGUCAUGUUGGAGCUUUAUACUCCGCAUUCCUUGCUAUGCAUUUGGCAGCAGGGGUUCCUGGUGUGUUGGCAGCUCUGGCUUUAGCUUACAACACAAAUCUUUUUGGUGCUCUAACGCAUUAUAGCAGUGGUCAGGCUGCUGUAUACUAUGGAGCUGGUUAUGUAGACCUUCCUGAUGUAUUCAAAAUAGGGUUCGUAAUGGCUCUUGUCAAUGCUAUCAUCUGGGUAGUAGUUGGAGCUUUCUGGUGGAAAUUUUUGGGCCUAUAUUGAUUUUCAAUUACAAUGGAGAUUUGUAAAUUGAUUGAGCUUUACAAGAAUCAGCUCUACCUGUUUUGGCAUCAAAAGUAUAUAUCAAACAGGUAGCAUUAAUGGAACAAAGGUGAAUGCUGCUAUUCCUGCAUUUGUGGCAAUCGAUCCUCACUUUUGGCAAUGCGAGUCUGUUAAUUGUUAGACUCAUUGUCAUUGACAAAAAUUUAUUCAGAUCUGCAUAACAGGAUGCUUUUGUUUAUGCAUGUAACGAAAACUUUUUCCCAACAUUUAAUAGAGUAAUGACCUUGAAAGUUUCGAAUUCUUUCUCUUCAAA
Molecule: messenger RNA, 2132 nt
Organism: Alnus glutinosa
Lineage: Eukaryota; Viridiplantae; Streptophyta; Magnoliopsida; Fagales; Betulaceae
Product: dicarboxylate transporter 2.1, chloroplastic
Exons: 5
Coding region: 143-1819 (558 amino acids)
Biological process (GO): transmembrane transport
Cellular component (GO): membrane
Molecular function (GO): transmembrane transporter activity
Source: RefSeq, a predicted model, not a curated record